Molecule: messenger RNA, 3200 nt
Organism: Fusarium odoratissimum NRRL 54006
Lineage: Eukaryota; Fungi; Ascomycota; Sordariomycetes; Hypocreales; Nectriaceae
Product: dihydroorotase, homodimeric type
Exons: 9
Coding region: 424-1278 (284 amino acids)
Biological process (GO): 'de novo' pyrimidine nucleobase biosynthetic process; pyrimidine nucleotide biosynthetic process
Cellular component (GO): cytoplasm
Molecular function (GO): dihydroorotase activity
Source: RefSeq, a predicted model, not a curated record
CGAAAAAAAGUGAACCCCGCGCUUCAGCUAUCAUCUAAUAUCAGGCGUUGUCUACGGAUAUACCAGGUUUUCAAUUGCCACUAACAAGAUACAGCUACGUCUGAUACUGCUCUCAAAAUGAAGAACAUUCAGCGUCUCGAACUGCCGGCUGCGGCUGACAUGCAUGUCCAUUUACGUCAGGGCGAUAUGAUGGACUUGGUUGUUCCAACGGUUCGCCAAGGAGGAGUCGAUACGGUAUUCGUUAUGCCUAAUCUCGUAUGUCGUGUCUUGUAGUGAUACUGUUAAAAACUCAUAAUUGUCCAAUGGUUUGUAUACAUGACAGCUGACCCAUGCCACGCAUAGUUGCCUCCUCUUACUGCCGUCGAGCAGGUUCUCGAGUACAAGGCCAAGCUCACUGCCAUCUCCCAAGAUGUCAACUUCCUCAUGUCACUCUAUCUUCACCCUUCAGUCACUCCUGAAGUGAUAGCCAAAGCUGCCGAGGCUGGUGUAACCGGUGUCAAGUUGUACCCUCAGGGUGUAACCACCAACUCUGAGAGUGGUGUUUCGGAUAUCACAGCCUUCUAUGAUACCUUUGCCGCAAUGGAAAAGCAUGGAAUUGUCCUGAACAUACACGGAGAAGUCCUCGAGUCUCUUGCGCCGGCCGACACAACCCUCGAGGAGGCUUUCCUCCCAACCCUAAAGCAGCUCCAUGACCGAUUCCCUCAGCUACGCAUCGUGCUUGAGCACUGCACUACCUCCGCUGCUGUGGAGGCUGUCAAGGCCUGUGGCCCAACUGUAGGCGCUACCAUCACCGCUCAUCACCUCUACCUCACUUCUCACGAGGCCUGUUGCGAUCCUUUCGCCUUCUGCAAACCCAUUCCUAAGAAACCAACCGACAGAGAUGCCCUGAUCAAGGCUAUUGUCAGUGGCAACUCCAAGUUCUUUUUCGGUAGCGACAGCGCUCCCCACCCCCUGCAGUCCAAGACCUCUGCUGAGCAGGGUAAGGCGCCUGCUGGCGUUUUCACUCAGCCCUACGUCGUGCAACUUGUCCUCCUUGGUCUCGAGGAAGCUAUCGAGCGUGGCGUCAUCUCGGAAGCUGAUGUGACACAAGAGAUACUCGAGAACUUCCUCAGUCGUAACGGACGUCGCUUCUAUAAGUUACCCGAUACCUCUGGUAAGAAGAUUAUCCUAGAGCGCAAGGGUGACAAGAUCCCCACUAGCAUCAAGAGUGCGGACAGCAAGACUGAAGUUGGUAUCUCGCGACAUGGAGCUGAGGUAUUCAGUUUGACGUGGGCUUGAGUUAUGGCUAACGAUUGAAAGCGGGGUGAGGUGUAAGGUUACGCAGAACUAUAAAUCAAGGUGUCAAAAAGCAAAGUGUGCUAUUCAAACAACGUUUCAUGUUUCGCCAGGACCAGUUAAGAUGCAAUGCCGUGCUACGAAUAGAGCAGGUAUGAAUGUAACGUACACUGACAGCCAUAACUCCAUGCUAUGCCCUCAAGUUUCAUAUAACCCAAGCGGACAUAAGGGGUAUUUGAUAUAAAAAGCAGCCCUUUAUCUAGAUUCUUCAUCCCUUCCCCAAACAUUGCGGAAUUCGUCCUGGUCUAUUCCAUAAUCGGAUUGGUAAUUGGAUGCUGCGUGGGUUUCUUGCUGAUUUCGAUCGUCGCUCCAGGCUCUAGAUUCUUCAUUUUUGGGACUCUCGUGUCCAUCGUGCCCACCAACUUGAGCGGUUUCUGCAGGAGCGGGAGGCCCCUUGUUCAGGCCCAGUUCGCCUGGGUCUGGUUCGGCAUGCUUGACAACUUUCCUUGGUUUCUUUUUCUUCUUAAUCGGGACAACAGCUUCAGGUUGAGGCUCCAGCUGGGGCUGGGAAUCACGUCCAUGUCCUCUACUCCUUUGCUUCCCUUUGUUUGUUGCGGGAGGAUACUCUGUUGCCGGCGACCUCACGGACGGGCUGGCAUAAGCUGAAGACCUCGUACCAAAGCUGCCAGGAGAACGGUAUCGUUCCCUCAGCGGUUCACUGGCGGUAAUGACUGGGUACUGUCUCAUAUUAGCGGCAUAAUUGCAUGGUGACCAAUCACGCUUACAUUCCAAUCGCCAUACUCCAAUUGGCGUGCUUGCUCGUACAGUCGAUCCUCAUCAGCAUCUAUCUCGGGUUCCUCGAAGGUGCCGUGUAUGUUUUCGUUGAUCUGAUCGGGUCUGUUGUCGCUUGAUUCCCCAUUCCCGCGGAGAAGAGGCGUUGUUGAAUUUACCUCCCCAGGCUUUGGAAGCCAGUAUUUCCCCUUUCCACCACGCUCGUAUCGCAUACCUUCCUUGAGUCUUGCAAGACGAGACUUGGAGUCUUCAUGAGCCAUGACCUUGUCACCAGAAUCAAAGAUUCUGUAGCCGUACGUAUCUCCUCGGAAAGUCAACUUCGAAUCUUCGAUAAGAUCUCUCACUCCAAAAGCAUCUUUGAAAGCAUGGCGCAAGGGCAUGCGCGCGGAUAGAAUGCUGUUAUCAGCAAAGUCGUGCCAUGAGAAAGCGUACCAAUGGGCAACAGCAAAGAUAGGCAUUUCCACGCAAAUAAGAGCGUCCUGGAUAGCCGCUGCCAAGUUGUCGGAGGUGUAACCCUCAACAUUAUCAGGGAUUGCACCCAAGAAAACCAGAAUUGACAGAAAAAAGCCCUGCCAGUAAGAAGCAAAGAUGAUGAGCUUAAUACAUAGGAACUUGGGCACAGGCCUGAACGGCUUCAAGUCAUGAUUCAUGCAGACCCAGAAGAGACCAAGAGCAUAUAAACUGACGGUGACACUGAUGUUGUAAAUGAUGCCACUCCAAAGGUAUCCCGAGCUCAGACCAAUAUAGCCCUCUUGAUAUGUACCAGUCGCUUUCAUGAUGAUAGCAGAUAGAGCAAGAAUAGGCUUGAGCCAGGCAUACUGGAGAAUGCCGCGCUUGAUGGACAAAAACGUGUGGGGAUCCGAGAUGUCGACCUUGGGAAGAACGUGGUUGAGGGGCCAGAGGUGGUGUACUGGAGCUCGACCAUGUGUCAUAAUGAUGAGAGACCGCUCACCACCAAGGUAAUUGAUGAGGAGCUGGAAGAAAGUAUAUAUCGUGAAGGCUUCGUAGAUAUCGCGGACCGGAUCAAGAAACGCAGCGGCUUUCAACGAGACCAUGCUUGUCCAUGAUGCUAUCGAGUAUAUAGGAACCAUGAGAAGGAUUCUAACGACGUAUCUUUGUAGUAGGGGUUUACG